GCCACCGCAGCGCUUGGGUUCCGAGGGAGGAAGGGCAGCGGUGAAGAGCAGCCCGCCUCACCGGCCCGGUUUCGAUUUCCCCGCGGCUCCUCCUCCGUCCCCACAGCCCGUCGCCGUGCCCAUGUCUCGGGCGGGGGGCGAUGGCACCGGCGCGCUGGAGCGGGCCGGAGCGGAAACGUUGAAGCGGGCGGUGGAAUUGGACCUGGCGUCUCGCUUCCAGGAGUCCCUGGUGUGCUACCAGGAGGGCAUCGACCUGCUGCUGCAGGUGGUGAAAGGAACGAAGGAUGAGGCAAAGAAGCAGCGGUACCGGCAGAAAAUAUCCGAGUACAUGACCAGGGCUGAAGACAUAAAAAAGUAUAUUGAGAAGGAGAAGCAAGAUGGCAAAUACCAUAAGCAAAUCAGGAUAGAGGAAAAUGCAACAGGUUUUGGCUAUGAGAAGCUUUUCCAGGAGUAUCUGACUGAGAUUGUUUCUGAAGUAUGGGUGGAGGACCCCUACAUUAGGCACGUCCAUCAGUUGUAUAAUUUCCUGCGAUUCUGUGAGAUGCUGGUUAAGGGGCCGUGCAAAGUGAAAACAAUCCACCUCCUCACUUCCUAUGAUGAAGGCAGUGGGAGGAAUCAACAGACAAGUGGCUUGGAAGAAAUAAAGCAGUCAUUGAGGAAUCAUGGGAUAACACUGAAUGUUGCAUUUUCAUCUUCAAUCCAUGAUCGAGAAAUUAGAUUCAACAAUGGAUGGAUGAUUAAGAUUGGAAGGGGUCUUGAUUAUUUUAAGAGGCCACAGGGUCGUUUUAGUAUUGGAUACUGUGACUUUGACUUGCGACCUUGCCAUGAAACAACAGUGGAUGUCUUUCAUACUAAACAUACAAAGAAAAUGUAAUCAACUGUAACUGCUUUUAAUGAGUGUUUUUAUAAACAUAGAAAUGUAAAUUUGUACCACUUGGGUCCAACUGUCCAUCAUCAGAAGCACUCCAGAACAGAUACUUGGUCCAGCACUGCUUUUAUAAUCCAUAGAUUUAAGGAUAUUUGUGCCUUUACAGUCCGAGAAAACAGAGCUGUACAAUUCUUCCACUCUACUUUUUUAUCCUGUGAUCUUAGAGAAUACAACCCAUGUCUAAAUACAACCUAUGUCUUAAACUUAAGAUAACUUAAACUUUAUGGAGAAGUGGUUUUAUACCAGCCUUAGUAAUGUUCCUUAAAGGCCUCUUUACUGUUAUUUUGCUAUUAAUUUUGUUUGUCUUGAGCAAAUGUUGCGGGUUUUAAUUUUAAUUGACCACCUCAGAAACAUCUGAAGCUGUGCUACUAUUUCAACCCAUAUGUCCUCUUUUAUAAGCAGCCUAUGUAUUUCCUUGAAUUCCUGCAUUCUAGUCAUGUUCUGCUGUUUUAGUUGAUCCCAUAAUACCUGAUUUCACAAACUACAAAUAGCCCCAUAUCUAGCAUUCCAUUCUCUAAGCUCCUUGCAUGCAAAAGUUGUAGUGUUCAGUAUGCAGACAUAUUAGAGUCUUCCUGUACAUCUCUCUGAAUGAUGAAUUUGGGGCAGAAAAGAUGCAAACAAUUUUCUAGCUGUAUUCUCUUCAGUAUUGCUCAUGUAUGUUCCUUUAUUCCUUGCUGCAUUGUCAUAUAUCUGAUUUCUAUACUUUGCAUUAGGCAUGGAAAAGUUGUGUGAUCCUCUCCUAGACUUCUCCUGACUUCAGGUUCAUCAAGUUCAGUGUCUGUACUUCUAGUCAUGCCAGUCAGAACUGCAAUAAGCUAUUGCCCUGCUACUGAGCCCUUUAAAAAAAAAUAGUAAUAACGUUUUUUAAAUUACUCCAGAGGUUACAUAACCCAAAACUUUCUUGUUUCUUUUUCCUGUUGUAUUUCAUUAUCCCUCUUUAAGUCUUGCCUCUAAUGAAACAGAUCUAUUCCAAAGCUAUCAACAAGAAACUGCUGAUCUUUGCCCUGUUUUAUGGGUAACAGUUUACCAAUGGUCUGCCUUGAUGUUUUUGCAUAAAGAUGUCUCACUUUUUCAGUGUUGAAUCAGACAAAGAAUACUGUGUGCCACAGAAGUUAUAUGCUACCAGGACCCUCAAAACAUUCCAUAGAAAGUCCCUGUCUUCCUGCUGAGAUAAUGGGUGUAGUUACUGUCAUUGAUUUUAUUCAGUUGUACAUAACAUAUGCAUAUCUUUAAUGGGAAUAAAGGUUAUUUUUUAUUAUUUGUAA
Centrocercus urophasianus (Greater sage-grouse) is the source of this 2193-nucleotide messenger RNA. RefSeq names its product microtubule interacting and trafficking domain containing 1 (gene MITD1). Gene Ontology annotation, biological process: midbody abscission. The record is from RefSeq and is a predicted model, not a curated record. Gene Ontology annotation, cellular component: midbody. Bases 122 to 874 code for a protein of 250 amino acids. The transcript has 7 exons. Lineage: Eukaryota; Metazoa; Chordata; Aves; Galliformes; Phasianidae.